Molecule: messenger RNA, 1167 nt
Organism: Lotus japonicus
Lineage: Eukaryota; Viridiplantae; Streptophyta; Magnoliopsida; Fabales; Fabaceae
Product: plant UBX domain-containing protein 1-like
Exons: 7
Coding region: 110-898 (262 amino acids)
Biological process (GO): protein-containing complex disassembly
Molecular function (GO): ATPase binding
Source: RefSeq, a predicted model, not a curated record
AAGAUUAAUGAGAUAUUUGCUGAACUAGAAAAAGAAAAAGAAAAAGAAAACAUCGUUUGAUCCGAGAUCGAAGAACAAGAGUGUUGUUGUUGUUGUGUUCCACUCUCUGAUGGUCGUAGGUGGUUCCUUCCCACUAGCUUCCAAGAGGAGAAGACUCACCAACACAUAUUCCUCAGCCAUGGAUUCUGAGGCGGCUAAGGCCAAGCUUGCAGCUAUGACAGAAAGAUAUGGACGAGAGUUCCAUGUUUUUGAAACAUCAACUUUUUCUCCAUCUUCAAAUGCUGCAUCAUCUAACGCAUCCCAAUUAAAUGUGGAAGAAGAGGAGACGGAUGACUUAGAGUUUUCCCCAGAAGAUUAUAUCCGGAUUUCAUCCAUUAAAAAGCCAGAACCCAUCUUGAAGACUCGAAAAAUGCGAGAAGCAGAAGCGGCGGCUCGCAAGUCGAAAAUGACCAGAGCUGUAAUUAGAGUUCGCUUCCCUGAUAAUCACACAUUGGAGGCUACCUUCGACCCAUCGGAAACAAUCCAGACUUUAAUUGAUCUCCUCAUUAAAGUGAUUGCACAGCCAGAGCAGCCAUUUUAUAUAUAUACUGUUCCACCUAAGAAGCUGAUCACUAACAUGUCUCAGGAUUUUUAUGCUGCUGGCUUUUGUCCCGGUGCCCUUGUUAACUUUUCCUAUGAUGUUUCAAAAGGUGGUUCCGCUGUUGACCUUAACAGUCCUUACCUACGCGAAGAGAUCUUAUCUUUGAAGGGUUCAGAUGCUGCUAAUGAUCAAGGCCAGCAAUCUGAGCUUGUACAAUCUGAACCAGAGCCUGUGGAGCCAACAAAGCCACCCACUCCUGUGCAGGAACAAAAACCUGCUCAGAAAAAGCUUGUUAAACCAAAAUGGCUAAAGAUGUGAUGUGAUAUCACUUUCUUAGGGAUUCAGUGAUCAUUGUUGCAAAGGAGCUUCACUUUUGCUCUAUGUAUACUUAAAAUGGGUCACUUGGUUACCCUUGUGGCUAAAUUAGUGUUACAUCUUGAUUCAAAUGUAUAAUACCAAGUUCAAAGGAAUGCAUUGUCUAUUUUUCCCUUUUGUUUCUCCUUUAUUUUCAUGAAUUUGUAUAUAUAAUGUUUGAAAACGUUGGAUAGUUUUCUUUUGGUAAUGUAUGGAUGGAUGUGUUAUUUCCA